GAGGAGAAGCCUGUGCUGGGCAAACUGACAGUGUCAGACGUGUCGUGGGACAGCUUCCUGGUGUCCUGGGUCACUGAGGAGGGAGCCUUUGAUGGCUUUGUGGUUGAGGUGACAGACGCAGAGGCAGGGGUAGAUUGGCAGAACCACACCCUGCAAGAUGCAGCCCAGAGCCUGGGCAUCGUAGGCCUCUCUCCGGCCACCUGGUACAAUGUCAGCCUGUAUGGGCUGUUCAAGGGGGCCCUGUUAGGGCCUGUCUAUGCAGACACCAUCACAGGUAUCACCACUCACUUAGUAAAUCCUCUGUCUGUCUGACUAAAUAUUUUAAUUAACAUCACAAUCUUUCUCUCCAUUGUCUUGGAAGAGGCUUGUUCCAAUCCAUGGGUAUCAUGGUGUCAUGCUUUAUACUGUAGUGUACACCCUAUUAUCAAUUUUACACCAAUAUAACUUUACGUAUCUGUUUUUACACCAAUAUAACUUUACUUAUCUGUUUUUACACCAAUAUAACUUUACGUAUCUGUUUUUACACCAAUAUAACUUUACUUAUCUGUUUUUACACCAAUAGAACUUUACGUAUCUGUUUUUACACCAAUAGGAACUUUACUUAUCUGUUUUUACACCAACAGCACUUUACCUCUGAUCUCUUCAUACAAUAAGUUAAGUGUCUAAUAGUGAUAACUUACCAGUCCAGCCACUGCGGAAGUUCUUUGCUCAUUAGUCAUUUCCACCAUACAAAACCCCCAGCCUGUUUUAACCUCUUGCCAUUCAAAUGCCUCAAUCAUCAUCACCGAGCAACACCACCUCACCAAUUAUGUGGGUUUCCCUCACUUUGAUGCAGUGACUGUAAAAUAUAUUUUAGAAUCCAACCGUCCACAGUAUCAAACCACCCCACCCAGACAAAACCCAUUCAGUUGACAUGAGGCCUGACCUGGCCUGCAGUGGAUCCACCUUUGAGCCACCCUAAGCAGACUAUUUGCCUGUCAGGACGUGCCAUGAGAGAAAAAACACUUGGAGAAUUUCUGAGCUGUCAGCCGGCCCACGUGUUGUGAUCUGUACCCUGGGUAGUGACUGACUGACUGACAGCAGAGACCCAACAGGUGCAUUGAUUCAUCCUCCCAUCCAACCAAUAAUAGUCAUUAUCAACCAUUCAAAUUCUGUGAAUUACAAUGCUGUGUACUGAACGGAGCAUGAACAAGACUACUCACGUCAAGACUACUUACUUUGUUUGCUGUUAAAACCAUUGAGGACAUGUGCUUUGAGAAUGUACAACCUGAUUAAGCAGUGACAAGUAAUAAUAAUAAUUUAUAUGCAGUGUUGUCAAUGUUUUAGUAAAACAUUUUAAUUUCGGAUUUGAGGUGGAUGUCAGAUGGGAUUUAGGUGACCUAUCCAAGCCAUCUGUUUCUGACAGCAUAGAGUACCUAGACGAACCUGGCCUCUGCAUACUUCUGCUGCCAUGGAAAAUAAUACUUGUUAUUCAGACCAGCCAGCCCCCUGGUACCACCCACUCUCCCCUAAACACACACACAUAGAAACCAGGCAGCACACACAUUGCACACAUGGCUUUGUUAUUUUGAGGUCUUCCGUCACCUGCUGAAAGCCUGCCUCAAAUUACUUCUCCAUCAUCUACUAAUUUGGUAACUUUCCCAGUGAAUAAAAGGGAUAUAUUUGAAACAAUCCUUUCAAAGCUAAUUUAAAACAGUUCUUCACGUUUUUCAUGUUAUCCUCAUGGUAUAAACAAUUUGUGUAUUGUAUCAUUGUUAGUAAGCAUCAGUCAAAGCACAUUAUAGUUCAGCUGUUCCCACAUAAUGAUGAUUCGGCAAACGGAUGGAGGGAGAGUCAGUGGUCCUUGAGGAGUUUUUUUUCUAUUCUGUGAGGGCUUGGAUCCCCUCCCUCCCUAGACUCAGACCGCUCCACUCUGCUCCGCUCCCAGACCGCUCCACUCCCACACCCGCUCUGCUCUGCUCUGCUCCGUUCCAGAAUGCUCCGCUCCCACACCCGCUCUGCUCUGUUCUAGACCGCUCUGCUCCCACAGCCGCUCCACUCCAUUCCAGACCGCUCCGCUCCCACACCCGCUCCACUCCGUUCUAGACCGCUCCGCUUCCACACCCGCUCUGCUCCAUUCCAGACCGCUCCGCUCCCACACCCGCUCUGCUUCUCAUUCUCAUGCUCACAUUGACACUGUGUCCUGGAGCCUGGUGUUGGGGCGCCAGGGACUGCUGGAGCCCGGAGCCUGGGGUGCCAUGGACUGUUGGAGCCUGGUGUUGGGGUGCCAGGGACUGCUGGAGCCUGGUGUUGGGGUGCCAGGGACUGCUUGAGCCUGGUGUUGGGGUGCCAUGGACUGCUGGAGCCUGGUGUUGGGGUGCCAGGCACUGCUGGAGCCUGGUGUUGGGGUGCCAUGGACUGCUGGAGCCUGGUGUUGGGGUGCCAGGGACUGCUGGAGCCUGGUGUUGGGGUGCCAGGGACUGCUGGAGCCUGGUGUUGGGGUGCCAGGGACUGCUGGAGCCUGGUGUUGGGGUGCCAGGGACUGCUGGAGCCUGGUGUUGGGGUGCCAGGGACUGCUGGGGCUGCUGCACAUGUUUGCACUUCUGGGUUGCAUCCCAUAUGGCACCCUAUUCCCAUAUAUAGUGCAGUACUUCUUUACCAGGGCCUCCAUCGCUCUCUGCCUCCCUGCUUCCCUGACUGACCUGCUGGCCAGCUAAAGAAGCCCUGCUCCACUCCUAACGAAGAGUGCCAGCUACCCGGGAUUUGUGUGCUCUGGUUUCAUUAACCCCCAUUUCUUUUCACAACAACGUUCUCUCGUUUCACGUCAGCCCAAUCCUCUGAGUUCACACUGGCUCAGGCACCUAAUGUUUGGUGUAGUGUUCUAACGAGUUAUGUCCCUGUAUCUAGCCAGGCAGCACUGAGGCGGCACAGUCAGUCCACUGAUAUGUCUAUGUCUGACUGUCCAUCUCUCGAACCCAGCUACACCAGAAAUACAUUAGAACCACUCUGGCCCAUCUUCCAUCCAUCUGUAGCUCUGAAUCUCCAGGAAACAGCUUUAGUUGUAAUGAGCUGCUGUCUGUAUGGUGCAGACGGUUGGUCUGCUAACACAUCCUCUCUCUCUGGCUGCUACAGAUGUAGACUCUAACAGAUGUAGACUCUAACAGAUGUAGACUCUAACAGAUGUAGACUAACAGAUGUAGACUAACAGAUGUAGAUUCAAACAGAUGUAGACUAACAGAUGUAGACUCUAACAGAUGUAGACUAACAGAUGUAGACUCUAACAGAUGUAGAUUCAAACAGAUGUAGACUAACAGAUGUAGAUUCAAACAGAUGUAGACUAACAGAUGUAGACUCUAACAGAUGUAGACUAACAGAUGUAGACUAACAGAUGUAGACUAACAGAUGUAGACUCUAACAGAUGUAGACCAACAGAUGUAGACUCCUGCUGGCUCCGCUCCUCUCCUUUUCAUCAGCCAUUAUUAGCUACUGGUAACGACUAGUUUACACUGUUGUUUUUUUACAACGCUUUAUAAGCACAGACCCAUCUGCAAUGACACCCAGGCUCUUAAAACUCUAGUCAAACCCUGGCUGACUCUCUCUUAUGUUCCUUUUCUUCUGAUAGAUGACCUUCGUUUCAGUGUAUUAUGGAAUUGAUGCCCAAAUCCCAUAUAUGUUAUUUUACAGUCACAGCAUCAAUAAACUGAGGGUUGAAUUUGAUCACACUAGCUGGUGAAUAACAAUAUAACAACCUGCACCAAUAAAAUACAUACCGUUCCCUUCAUACUCAACACAGUGGCUGUGAUAGGUACAAAAGUGGUAUAAACAUUCAUAACUUACACAAUGAAUACUGGUGAAAUACACGGUCAACAUCUUCAGGUUUAUAACAACUUUUAAUUAUUGCAUCUUGCAAACCUACUCUUCUUGUUUGACUCAUAUUGAUCCCUAGAUUGAUAUGGAUCCAUAACUAGUAUUUGGUAUUUUAUUAGGAUCCCCAUUACCUACUGCUAAAGAAGCAGCUACUCUUCCUGGGGUCCACACAAAACACAAAACAUGACAUAAUACAGAACAUUAAUAGACAAGUACAUCACAAGGACAGAACAACAUCUAUUUAAAAUAAGUAUACACGCUUUCAUACAUUUAUGCUUUCAAAAUCAUGUGAUUGUCUAUUGUAAAUACAAUAUGGAAUAACUGUCAAUUAUCUUCUGUAAUCUUCAUAAGCACUUCCUAAAGUACUCUUGAGGCUUAAAGAGGAUGGAAACAACAUGUCUUCCCUUAUUACCCAGAAGCUGAACCCAUCGUGGAGCAUCUCUUGGUCUCCGACAUCACCCCAGACAGCUGUAAAGUGGCCUGGUCAGCUGAAGAGGACCUCUUUGAUAGUUUUGUCAUUAUGAUCAAUGAUACUAGCGACAACCUGGCUUCUCCGCAAGAGGUGGUCGUGCCCGGCGAAGAGAGAACAACAGUGCUUACUGAGCUAAUUGACGACACAGAGUAUGAAAUUGAGCUCUAUGGGGUCAUUUCUGGACGGCGCUCAGACUCUAUUUCCGGGGUGGCAAAAACAGGUACAUGGUAUGACAUCACACCAGCAAUGGCGUAGGGCUGCUGGAUAGAUGAUUUUAGGAAUGUGUUCAGCUUCUUUCAAUAUUGUAAACUGUAUUUUCUCUUUCUCAAUGUUGUCAAUUUGUAGUCCUACAAUAACAGCAUGAAAAUAGGGUCAAAAUGGGUAAAUGUUUUAACAAUUAUCUAAUUUCUUUAUAGUUGCAGUCGUUUUUGUUUACUAACCUGAUAACAUUGUGUCAUAAUAUUUGUUCAAGGCAGCAAUCUGGUAGAAUUAUAACUAACUUUGCAAAUGAAAGUUAUUAAGCCUAUUUAAUGGAGUCCUUAAGUUGUGAAUGUUUAAUUUAAACCUACUUGGGCUGCCUUGUGUGUCUUGUGCCUAAACUGUGUGAUGGGUCUCAUGGUGUUUUUUCUCAUCCUGGUCGUGUCUGUUCAGUGUUCACUGUCCUGUCAUUGUCUCGUCUGUCAGCACUCCUGAGUGGUUCCAGUGGAAUCAUCCAGCAGCCCUCUCCUCUAAAGCCAGCCCCAGUAUAUGUGAACCAACACACUGUCUGUCUGUCUCACUGUCUGUCUGACAGUGUAAACAGUACAUUCAGCCUCUGAUGGCCUCCCAUUCAUGGAUAUCCAGAGAACUGCUCAGGAGAUUUAUUCAACUCUUCACUUGCUCAGUUUUUUUGUCUCUAUCUGUCAAGUUGUCUCCAAUCUUGUCUUUGACUGUCCAGCCCCAAUGGGGUUUGUCUAAUUGUCUUUAAACCGUAAAGGGAAAGUUGUCUGUCUGUGUGUUGAGUGUCUGAAUGGGUGUCUCUCUCUCUCACUCUGGCCGUCCCCUGCUUUCUCUGGGGGUAUGGCUUCACUCUCGGGUCCGAUGGCCCUGGUGCAUGUUUCACUUUUGUGUGUCUGUAAUGGGGGCAAGUUAAUCUUCCUGUGUCGUGUCUGUCAAGCAAGAUGCUGUGGCUCAGCGCUGAUGACAGGCGCUGGGAGCCCUGGCUUCUUUGUCUUUGUCUGUCUCUCUUUCUCUACUUUAACUGGUGGUUCUCAAUGGUGUAUCUGACACACUAAAAUAAUACAAUAAUGUGUAUUUUCUGGGUAAUUAAGGCAUUAAAUAAAAUCUCUAUGGACGUUUUUAGGAAUGGGAUCUUUAGGAAUGCUUUAGGGGUGUGUUUUCCUUUGUUUUGUAAUUUAUUUGUAACCAGUAAUAUUUUAUGUAGAGAUGUAAUGAGGCAUUAUUUGAUGUCCUAUGAUCUGGAGCCAGUUCCACAAAGCAUCUCAGAGUAGAAGUGCUGAUUUAGGAUCUGUCCAUAUGAUCUAAUUCAUUAUUAUCUAAAAGGCAAAACUGAUCUCCUACUCUGAGACACUUUGUGGUUUCCAUUCCUCUUCACUUAAAAACCUGCCCCCUAAGUCACUGGCUAACUAUCUACCUGUGUUCUGUUUGUUUGUUGUCCUCUGUAUCCGUAUGUUCUCCAGGGCUGGGCACACCCAAGGGCAUCCGUUUCUCUGAUGUCACUGAUACCUCUGCCAUUGUACACUGGACAAUGCCCAGAGCUCGAGUGGACAGGUACCAUGUCACCUAUGUCCCUGCUCAGGGAGGUGAGUCCCUACAGACAUACAUACCUAUACCAUACAUAUAGCUUCACUACAUGGCCAAAAGUAUGAGGACACCUGCUUGUCGAACAUCUCAUUCCAAAAUCAUGGGCAUUAACAUGGAGUUGGUCCCCCCUUUGCUGCUAUAACAGCCUCCACUCUUCUGGGAAGGCUUUUCACUAGAUGUUGGAACAUUGCUGCGGGGACAUUAGUGAGGUUGGGCACUGAUGUUGGGUGAUUAAGCCUGGCUCGCAGUCGGCGUUCCAAUUAAUCCCAAAGGUGUUCGAUGGGGUUGAGGUCAGGGCUCUGUGCAGGCCAGUCAAGUUCUUCCACACCGAUCUCGACAAACCAUUUCUGUAUGGACCUCGCUUUGUGCAUGGGGGCAUUGUCAUGCUGAAACAGGAAAGUGCCCUCCCCAAACUGUUGGUAUAAGCUGGAAGUAGAGGCCUAAGCAUUGGGUGGCGGGGUUGGAAAGUAAUAAAGGGAAAUAUAUAUAUACAGUGAUCCCUCGCCACUUCGCGGUUCACUUAUCGCGGAUUCGCUAUUUCGCGGAUUUUCAUAAUGCAUUUUUUUUUUUUUUGGUGCAUUGUGCUCUGCAUUCUGAUUCGCUAAAAACUCACUCCCGCUUCUUGUAUCAAAACAUGCUACGAAUUGUGCUAUCAUUUUGUCGUCUCGUGCAGUUAUGUGUACGUACAUAAAACAGCUUGGCAAAUUUACAUUAAGUUGGCCAAAUUAUCUUGUAAUUUCGAACAUCUCCUAAACCCAUAAUGUCGACGAAACGGCCUGGACCGACAAAAGCACCUGCGGAUGGGCCCAAACGGCGGAAGAUGCUACCUAUCUCAGAUAAAGUUAAACUUCUGGACAUGCUAAGGGAAGGUAAAAGCUAUGCAGCCGUUGCUCGCCAUUACGGAAUCAAUGAAUCUUCCGUUCGUUACAUAAAGAAGGAGGAAAAAAAACAUAAGGACGACAGCAGCAGUCAAUGAGGAGGAAGGACUAACGCUUGGUCGCUUAGCAACCAUGGUGCGAAUGGCCACUGAACUUAAGCGAGUAGCUGAGGAAUGGGACCCUUUGAUGAGCCGUUCAUUACAGUUCUCCAACGUAAUCGAUGGUGGCAUGUCGGUGUACAAGGAUCUUUUUGCAAAGAAGAAAAAAGAGCGACAACAGCUGCCUAUCACUAUGUUCUUCUCCCGAACAAACACACCUGCACCGCGGGCUUCAGAAGAAGAGAACACUGCAGAGCGCAGUCAGGAUGCAGCGGCCCAGUCUGAAGAGCAGUGAAACGGCCUACACGUGAGUCACUGUAUUUGUAUACAUGUAAUAGUUGCUAAUUGUAAAAAAAAAAGUUUUCUAUUUCGCGGAUUUCACUUAUCGCGGGUCAUUUUCGGAACGUAACCCCCGCGAUAAACGAGGGAUUACUGUAUAUAUAUAUAUAUAUAUAUAAAAUAUGGGGGAUUGGAAGUGAUGCAGGCAAUUACAUUGAUGGAACUUACAAUCUAUCUGCAAAAUUAAGCUGAUCUACCCCCCCCCCCCCACACCCCCCCCCCCCCAUAAAAAAAAGAAGAAACUGUUGCCACAAAGUUGGAAGCACAGAAUCGUCUAGAAUAUAAUUGUAUGCUGUAGCGUUAAGAUUUCCCUUCACUGGAACUAAGGGGCCUAGCCCCAACCAUGAAAAACAGCCACAGACUAUUAUUCUUCCUCCACCAAACUUUACAGUUGGUACUAUGCAUUGGGGCAGGUAGCAUUCUCCUGGCAUCCUCCAAACCCAGAUUCGUCCGUCGGACUGCCAGAUGGUGAAGCGUGAUUCAUCACUCCAAAGAACAUGUUUCCACUGCUCCAGAGUCCAAUGGCGUUGAGCUUUACACCACUCCAGCCGACGCUUGGCAUUGCGCAUGGUGAUCUUGGUCUUGUGUGUGGCUGCUCGGACAUGGAAACCCAUUCCAUGAAGCUCCCGACGAACAGUUAUUGUGUUGACGUUGCUUCCAGAGGCAGUUUGGAACUCGGUAGUGAGUGUUGCAACCGAGGACAGAUUAUUUUUAUGCGCUAUGCGCUUCAGCACUCGGUGGUCCUGUUCUGUGAGCUUGUGUGGCCUACCACUUCGCAGCUGAGCCGUUGUUGCUCCUAGACGUUUCCACUUCACAAUAACAGCACUUACGUUGACCGGAAAGGUCUAGCAGGGCAGAAAUUUGACGAACUAACUUGUUGGAAAGGUGUCAUCCUAUGACGGUGCCACGUUGAAAGUCACUGAGCUCUUCAGUACGGGCCAUUCUGCUGCCAAUGUUUGUCUAUGAAGAUUGCACGGCUGUGUGCUCGAUUUUAUACACCUGUCAGCAACUGGUGUGGCUGAAAUAGCCGAAUCCACUAAUUUGACCAUGUAGUGUAUAUCUAUGCUGUAUAUAUCUAUACUGUACAUACAGAUAUACCUAUACUAUACACUAAGUGUACAAAACAUUAGUAUUGAGUUGCACCCCCUUUUGCCCUCAGAACAUCUUCAAUUAGUUGGGGCAUGGACUCUACAAGGUGUCGAAAGCGUUCCACACGGAUGCUGGGCCAUGUUGACUCCGAAGCUUCCCUCAGUUGUGUCAAGUUGGCUGGAAGUCCUUUGGGUGGUGGACCAUUCUUGAUACACACGGGAAACUGUUGAGUGUGAAAAACCCAGCAGCGUUGCAGUUCUUGACACAAACCGGUGUGCCUGGCACCUACUACCAUACCCUGUUAAAUGGCACUUAAAUAUGUUGUCUUACCCAUUCACCAUCUGAAUGGCACACAUAAAGAAUCCAUGUCUCAAUUGUCUCAAGGCUUAAACAUCCUUUAACCUGUCUCCUCUCGUUCAUCUACACUGAUUGAAGUGGAUUUAACAAGUGACAUCAAUAAGGGAGCAUAGCUUUCAUUUGGAUUUACCUGGUCAAUCUGUCAUGGAAAGAGCAGGUGUUUAUAAUGUUUUGUAUACUCAGUGUAUAUACUAUACUAUACUAUACUAUACUAUACUAUACUAUACUAUACUAUACUAUACUAUACUAUACUAUACUAUACUAUCCUAUCCUAUACUAUACUAUACAAUGGAUGCAAACCAGAGGAAAAGCAUUUACAUGUGGGGUGUGGUCACAUUGAAAUUAUUUUAUCAAUAAAUAAACAAGGUAUGUUUUUGGAGUCUCUGUAGAGAGAACAGAUCUAUCCUGUGGAAUUCUAUGUUAGUCUUCAUCUGCCAUCUAGUGGCUGUUCUGUCUCUGUGAGCCGAUGUGGCAGUUUGAAAUGCAGGGAGACGCAACAUAACUUUGACGUGAACUGCUUCAUUACUGGUUCACUAUUUCACUGGUUCACUACUUGAUGAUAAAACAUAUUAUUUGUGAUAUGGAUUGAAUAAAUAAUAGCCAAUACAGAAUCGGACAUCUGACCCAAACAGGUCCUAUAAUUCAUUAUUGAUUCUAUAUAAUUCUAUGUAAUUUGAUGGUAUAAUAAUAAAUAUAAUAUGCCAUUUAGCAGACGCUUUUUAUCCAAAGCGACUUACAUUCAUGCGUGCAUACAUUUUUUUUUUUUGUGUAUGGGUGGUCCCGGGGAUCGAACCCACUACCUUGGCGUUACAAGCGCCGUGCUCUACCAGCUGAGCUACAGAGGACCACAUAGUCUGAAUGACCUUGUCCAUUUCUUCAUGUGUUUGUGUGCAGGUGCUCCUAAGACUGUGACAGUGGGUGGAACUGAGUCUCAGAAGGUGCUGCCCAAACUGACCCCUGGAGUGACCUACCAGGUGAAUGUCAUCUCUGUGAAGGGACAGAAGGAGAGUGAGCCAGGCUCCAGCAGCGUCACCACAGGUGAGGGUCACACAUGUUCACAACACAAGGUGUGCAUCCCAACUGGCACCCUAUUCCCUAUAUAGUGCACUAUUUUUGACCAGAGCCUUAUAGGCCCUGGUCAAAAGUAGUGCACUAUAAAGGGAAUAGGGUGCCAUUUGGGACACAUUUUUGGAGUAUGGUAACUAGAGCCUACAUACACAUACAACAUCAAAACAAUAAUAGCUUUUCUUUAUAUGCCCUGCCAAAAGGAUUUGAUACAUUCAAUAUAACUAAACAAAGCGUCAAACGUUGAUGGUGACAACCAAGUUGGUAAACGGUCUUUAAAGGCUGAGCAUGAAGCCCAUUGUGAAAGCUGUUAGUGUGUACAGAUGGAGAAUGGCUGGGGGUGGAUAGGUCUCCUGUUUCCUUACAAUAGAAGACAAUGGCUCUGUCCUUGGGGAGGUGUUUGAUGUGGCUCUGCUCAGAGUAACCACAUUUUGUGUGUGUGUGUGUGUGUGUGUGUGUGUGUGUGUGUGUGUGUGUGUGUGUUUGUGUGUGCGUGUGUGUGCGUGUGUGUUCUAUGUGACAGCUUUGGACAAGCCCCGUGGCCUGACUGUAGUCAACAUCACUGACACAGAGGCUCUGCUCCACUGGCAGCCUUCCGUCGCCACUGUAGAUGGAUAUGUCAUCACCUACAGCGCAGACACUGGUAGGGUAUCGCACGCGCACACACGCCAUCUGGAUGUACUGUACUGUAUAUUACCAGGGGUUAUGGGAGAAAAGGCCUCCCAUUGUGUGUGUUGCAUGUUCCUUCAUUGUUUUCAUUUAAUAUCCUUACGGACAGAUGCUGAUCUGGUCCUUACUGUCUCUAUCUGUCCCUGUCCCUGUCCCUGUCCCUGUCCCUGUCCCUGUCCCUGUCCCUGUCCCUGUCCCUGUCCCUGUCCCUGUCCCUGUCUCUGUCCCUGUCCCUGUCUCUGUCCCUGUCCUUGUCUCUGUACCUGUCCUGGUCUGUCUCUGUCCCUGUCCCUGUCCCUGUCCCUGUCCCUGUCCUGGUCUGUCUCUGUCUCUGUCCCUGUCUCUGUCCCUGUCCCUGUCCUUGUCUCUGUCCCUGUCCCUGUCCCUGUCCCUGUUCUUGUCUCUGUCCCUGUCCUGGUCUGUCUCUGUCUCUGUCUCUGUCUCUGUCUCUGUCCCUGUCCCUGUCCCUGUCCCUGUCCCUGUCCCUGUCCUUGUCCCUGUCCCUGUCCCUGUCCCUGUCCCUGUCCCUGUCCCUGUCCCUGUCCCUGUCCCUGUCCUUGUCCUGGUCUGUCUCUGUCUCUGUCUCUGUCUCUGUCUCUGUCUCUGUCCCCGUCCCCGUCCCCGUCCCCGUCCCCGUCCCGUCCCUGUCUCUGUCUCCGUCUCCGUCUCCGUCUCCAUCUCCAUCUCCAUCUCUGUCUCUGUCUCUCUCCUCACUGUUUCUGUGUGUUCUGUGUGUGCAGUAGUCCCAGUGAUGGAGAGAGUGUCUGGAAACAUUGUGGAGUUUGAGAUGACCUCCUUGACGCCUGCCACCCACUACACUGUCAAGGUCUACGCCAUGAGAGCGACUGCUAAGAGCACCACCACCACAACUGAGUUCACCACUGGUGGGUAUAUGGCCUAGAGGGCCUAGACCUAAAACAUUCCCUCCCACACACACACACAUUCAAACUCUCACAGCAGCUUUGAUUAGUGCCUAUGAUUUCAUUGAGAAACUGCUAUGAAGCUGUAUGCUCAUUCAAAACAUCAAUAUCAAUUGUGGAUCAACAACAGAACAGAUAACAUUCUAACCAAACAGGCAGACAUUCACACAAAACACUACUCUCUACACCCUCUCCCUCCUGCAGUUGCAGUAUUUACUGGCCCACUAAACCUACAGGUUACAUAACUGGGUCUCAAGCUGUUUUUUUUGUGGUUCAAAUGUACCUUUUUUACCCCGUACACUUUCAAACAGACAACCUGAACCUGGAAACAGACGGUCUAAAGAAGACGAAGUACUCUGUCUGAACUGGGUUUUAUACCCUUCCACUGUGUUCUCUCCCCUAGAUGUGGAUGCCCCUCAGGAACUGGCAGCCAGUAACAUCCAGACAGAGAACGCCAUGUUGACCUGGAAGGCCCCACACGCUGACAUCACCGGCUACAUCCUCAGCUUUGAGUCAGCUGACGGCACAAUCCGGGUCGGUGGUUGUCUGCAUGGUGGAACCAUAGAAUUAAAAUGAUUCUAAUUAUAUGGGUGGAGUGGAACAACCUUGCAUUUCUUCCUUUGUCAGAUAGACUAUUGUUUUGUCCAAGAGGGCAUGAUGAUGCAUAAUUGGGGUGUAUAAGAAAAUGCAUUUAUUUUCAUGUAAUAUUGAUAAUACAUCUUUGGGAUCUAGAAAAGCAUUAUAUGAAUCCAAUGUACUAUUAUAUGCGUCCCAAAUGGCAUCCUAUUCCCUAUGUAGUGCACUAUUAUGUAUGAAUAAUUGUGUAUCUCUGACAUUCUGACUGCUGGGUUGCAAUGUUCCUCCAGGAGGUUGUCCUGAGCCCCACAGCCACCUCCUACAACAUGGCCCAGCUGAGUGCCUCCACUGACUACUCCGUCAGACUGCUGGCCAUCGCAGGGCCCAAGAGGAGCAAAGUCAUCACCACCGUCUUCACCACCAGUGAGUGUGUUCCCACAGUGAUGUCGGUAGUCUGCCGACUCCGGACCGAACAUACCCACUGGCAAUAGGGUUAGGAAUCCGGCCUCGGACCCUACUCUCUGUUUCCCUCUGGAUCUGCCCCCCUACACACACACUCUCUACCUUCCGAUUGGCAAUGUUCCUAAAUGAUAAAAUACAAAAAUAUAUAUUAGAAAAAACCUGUUACCAUAGUGACCCUCUCUCUGUUCACCACCCACUGUGGCAAUCUCUAUGCCUUCUUUAUUCAUCUUAAGCUUAGAGUUUGUUGGACAGCUGGAGCGGUUUAGCAACUCAUCUUCUGUUUGUGUGUGUGUGUGUGUGUGUGUGUGUGUGUGUGUGUGUGUAGUUGGCGUGCUGUACAAACACCCCAGGGACUGCUCCCAGGCCUUGCUGAAUGGAGACACAUCCUCUGGUGUCUACACCAUCUACCUGGGUGGAGAUGAGAGUCAGCCCACCCAGGUCUACUGUGACAUGGAAACAGAUGGAGGUGGAUGGACUGUAAGUCACUGGCUACUAGUAUACUGUACAACCUAACUUCAAACCUCAUUGAUUCAGAUCAGAGGUGGCUGGUGAAGGGAGGACAGCUCCCAGUAAUGGCUGGAAUGUAAUGAAAUGAACGGAUUCAAACACAUGCAUGGUUUUCAUUGAACCCGUCAGCCGAUUUAAAGUGACACCAGGCACCACUGAUUCAGAUGAUAUUUAUUGCAGUGUAAUGGAUCUUAGUCCAUAGGGUUAUAUAAUGAGUGAUCUGGUGUUGUUUGUCCCCAUCAUCCAGGUGUUUGUCAGACGCCAGAGCGGUAAACUGGAGUUCUUCCGCAACUGGAGGAACUACACUGCUGGCUUCGGUGACAUGAACGAUGAAUUCUGGCUCGGUAUGCUCAUAAUAUGGAAAAUAUUAUAUAUCAACACAUUGAUUUAUUUAUUUGAAUCCAUUUAAGGUAUAUGAAUACGAGUACUGUAUUUGAAUAAACUGUAAUAAUUUCCCCUAUCAUUUGGUAGAUAUCAUUACAAAAAAGUCCUCUGAAAUUAUUGUAAAUCCCACCUGUCAUAUUUUCCCCCAGGCCUGUCGAACCUCCAUAAGAUCACUGUAGCAGGACAGUACGAGCUUCGUGUGGACCUCAGAGACAAGGGGGAUGAAGCCUACGCCCAGUAUGACAAGUUCUCCAUCUCUGAUCCCCGCAGUCGCUACAAGGUCCACGUUGGAGGGUACAGUGGUACCGCAGGUAAGACUUGCUUCUCUGCAACCAUUAGAUACCUAAUACAAAGUCCAAUGUGUGUAAAAAAUGGCACCCUAUUCCCUUUAUGGUGCACUACAAGGGGGGGCUCUAGACAAAAGGGUGCCAUUUGGGGGACACACCAAAAGUUAGAAUAAAUCAAAGUAAUAAAGUACUGUAUAUUGAUAUUAGGUGUGUGAGGGUGAAGCAAGCAUGUAUUCAACCUAAGCCUCCUUUCUGAAGUCGGUUAAAUUUGGUUCCUGCUUUGUUCUCUCUCUGCUGCCCUCUGUAGGUGAUUCUAUGACCUACCACCACGGUCGCCCGUUCUCAACCUACGACCAUGACAAUGACAUCGCCGUCACCAACUGUGCCCUGUCCUACAAGGGUGCCUUCUGGUAUAAGAACUGCCAUCGCGUCAACCUUAUGGGACGAUAUGGAGAUGACAGUCACAGCAAGGUGAGAGCACACAUACUUGAAGAUACAAUACUAGCAGCAAUUUCUAUAUCCGUAUUUCAAAAAAUACUGCUGUAGUGCAGUAUCAAACGUGUUGACUUUGUCAUGAUAAGGGAGGAAAUUCAAGGCAUUUGGGUUAAUAAUACAAACCCCUCGCUACUAAUAUUACUCUGUGUUCAUCAGGGAGUCAACUGGUUCCAUUGGAAAGGACAUGAGCACUCCAUUGAGUUUGCCGAGAUGAAGAUUAGGCCAUCCAACUUCAGAAACUUUGAGGGAAGGAGGAAACGAUCG
Coregonus sp. 'balchen' is the source of this 14511-nucleotide messenger RNA. NCBI's taxonomy places the organism in Eukaryota, Metazoa, Chordata, Actinopteri, Salmoniformes, Salmonidae. The record is from the annotation of a GenBank genome assembly.